Molecule: messenger RNA, 936 nt
Organism: Podarcis lilfordi (Lilford's wall lizard)
Lineage: Eukaryota; Metazoa; Chordata; Lepidosauria; Squamata; Lacertidae
Source: the annotation of a GenBank genome assembly
AUGGCUAGAGCAGCUUUUGAUAGUGAUGCAAAGCUAGGAAUGCCUGUGCUGAAUGAACACAAUUUCAUACACUGGAAGCAGCACUUGAUAGCAUGUUUAGAUUAUAAGCAUAUUUUGGAAGCUUUAAACCCUCAACCUACAGGAACAACUGAGGAAGCUUUAGCCAAGAUAAGUGCUUGGAAACGCAUGAACAGCGAAGCCAGACACAUAAUUUUGAGUGGACUUCGUGAUGAGCAGCUAUCAUUAAUAAAUAGUACAGAUGAUGCAUCUCAAAUCUUAAGAGAUAUUGAGCGCGUGUAUGGAGAAUCUAGCAUAAACUGCUUCAGAAACUUGGUGUGUAAAUUAACCAGAUUGAGGAUGAAUUCAAAAGAGGAAUUCACAGAGCACAUCAACAAGUUUACUGAGAUUAUUCAAAGAAUUGAUCUGACUCCCAAAGCUUUUGAUGAGGAUACAAAGAUAGCAUUUUUGUUAUCAUCACUUGGACCACGCUUUAGCGCAUUUGUAAGUUUGAUGGAUCAUAGACAAGGUCUGACUUUUAAAUACUUGAUUGGUUAUUUAAAAGAAGAAAGCAGAGAUAGAGCUGAAUCUCCAGUGAGAAAUGCUAAAAUCAAGGACAGCAGUUAUGCAUCUAGGCAAUUUACAAAGUCCAAAGAGAUGCCUAAGAAGGUGAUUUGUUUCAAUUGUAACAAAGAAGGACACAUUGCAAAGAAUUGCAGGGCUCCUAAAGCAAAGAAACCCCACCCCUUUCAGCCAAAAGUGGAAAAGAAGGGGAAAUGUGAAUGCACAUGGCUACUGCAAGAAAGCUUCCACCACGAAGCUAUGGACCUUACCCAAAUGGCCCUAUCAAUUCUGAAACUCAGCAACAUGACUAGAGGGGACUAUCAUGGUCACCUUAAGCAACACUUGGUAGAUAGAAAUUUAGCAAAUAAUAAAUAA